Nymphaea colorata (pocket water lily) is the source of this 3689-nucleotide messenger RNA. Its product is annotated as golgin candidate 5. The record is from RefSeq and is a predicted model, not a curated record. Lineage: Eukaryota; Viridiplantae; Streptophyta; Magnoliopsida; Nymphaeales; Nymphaeaceae. The transcript is spliced from 20 exons. Bases 487 to 3399 code for a protein of 970 amino acids.
UAACAAUCAUGAUCUUGUCAAGGCUCUGCUAAGCCUUCAUCAACAGCAAGAAAUUGUUCAACUACAGAGGAAGAAAUCACUCGAAUGUUACCCGAAACAUCGAUCUGCCGUUGUUUUCCCUCCCAUUUUUCUUAUUUUCAAUGAGGCGUCGAAGGGAAAACAAAUGACAAUAGAAUAAUGAACAAGUAAAUUGGAAAGGAAGAAAGAAAACGUGGGGAGAAGAAAACAGGAAAGGAGAGAAAGAGAGGGAAAAGCCUGCGACGAGGGAAGAACGAAAGCAGCGAACAGUUCGAUUUCUUGGCAGGAGAUCGAAAGUUCGCGAGCUUCCCGUGAUUUCUGGAAUUGGGGGGCCUCUUUUUUGGUUGGUUCGAUCGCGUUUUGUAUCUCCUGAUUGGCAAUUGGAGAACAAUUUUUGGGCUUCGUGGCGAAUCACGAGAAGAGAUGGAGAUGCUUGUGUUCUGAGAGGGUUAGCCAAAUCGCUUGGGGAUGGCGUGGCUGGGAAAGGUUUCCCUGGGAGGCUUCCCGGAUCUGGCCGGGGCGGUGACGAAGCUGAGCGAGAGCGUUAAGAAUAUCGAGAAGAAUUUCGACAGCGCGCUCGGACUCGAGGAGAAACCCGACGCCGCCGAAGAGUCAGGAUCAUCAUGGGUUUCAUCGGAGACAAAGACAAUAUUCAACCCAGUUAUGGCUUUUAUGGGACAAAGGACUGAAAACAAUGAACCUGUUGUAAAUGUUGAGCCUCCCCAAAAGCCAUCUUUGCUUAAGGAGCAAGUUGAGCCCUCAUCUGAACAUGUUUCUCAACAGACUGCUUCAUCACUGGAAACAGGAGAGGAAAAGCAUGGAAUUGUGGGAGCGCCAGAUAUUCAAACUGUCGAAGACACAUCUGCAGGUGACAAACCAAGUGAAGAUCAGAGUAUAUCUGAUCUGUCAAAGGAGGACCAAGAACAUAACUCCCAGGUUUUACCUACUGAACAGGAUCUUUCUCCAACAAAACAGGAAGAAGCACCAGUUGCUGUUCAGUCAUUUGAGCCAAAAGAUAGUGCCAAAGUCUCACCUGGGGAUGGGCCUGCAAGUGGAGGUCUUGGUAAGACUGAUAAGGAAUUCCCAGAGUCAGCAACUAUCAGUGAAGAAGUACAUCCAGAGCCUGAGCCCUUGUAUUCUGGUGGUGUUCAGGAGAGCAACAGUGCAGAAAUGACAAACUGCCUCUGUGAAAAAGUUUCUGUGCCCCAUGGUGAAGCGUUGGAUACUCAGGAACCAAGUGUUGCAUGUGACUCUACCGAUGUCCCUUCUACAAUUCCUGUGAGCAAUGAAAACCCUACGGAGCUUUUAACCAAUUUAUCAGACACGAUCACAUCUAGGCAGGAAACACAUGCUGUAAAAGAUGUGGUAGAUGAUAGUGCAUCAGUUGUUCCAACAGUUUGUAGAGAAAAUGAAAGUGACAACAGAAACCAAACCCUGAGCCCAGAGAUAAAUACACCUGAUUCUGUGGAUUGUGGUUUUGAAGCGGAGAAGCUAAGGGCAGAGAUGAAAAUGAUGGAAGCAGCAUUGCAAGGAGCAGCAAGGCAGGCUCAGGCAAAAGCUGAUGAGAUUGCAAAGCUUAUGAAUGAAAAUGAGCAACUUAAGUCUGCUAUUGAGGAUCUGAAGAGGCGAACAUCAGAUGAAGAAGUAGAUGCACUUCGGGAGGAAUACCAUCAAAGAGUGGCCACUCUUGAGAAGAAGGUGUAUGCUCUUACAAGAGAAAGGGAUGCACUCAGGAGAGAGCAAAGCAGGAAAAGUGAUGCAGCUGCUCUUUUAAAGGAAAAGGAUGAGAUUAUCAGCCAAGUUAUGGCGGAAGGUGAGGAACUUUCUAAAAAGCAAGCUACCCAGGAAGCAACAAUUAGGAAAUUAAGAGCACAGGUCAGGGAAUUUGAAGAAGAGAAACAGAGGCUUGCUUCCAGGAUUCAGGUGGAAGAAGCAAAAGUAGAGAGUAUAAAAAAAGACAAAUCUGCAACAGAAAGAUUGCUGCAAGAAACAGUGGAAAGGAGUCAAGCAGAGCUGGCUGCACAGAAGGAAUUUUACACUAAUGCUCUUAAUGCAGCCAAGGAAGCUGAGGCCUUGGCAGAAUCACGCGCAAACAGCGAAGCCAAAGCUGAACUUGAGCGUCGCUUACGUGAAGCUGGUGAGCGUGAAGCUACGUUGCUGCAAACAAUUGAAGAACUACGUCAAACUCUAAGCAGAACAGAGCAGCAGGCUGUUUUUCGUGAAGAUAUUCUGCGUAGGGAUAUUGAUGAUCUCAAGAAAUAUUAUCAAGAAAGUGAGCGGCGAUGUGAGGAGUUGAAAAUGCAAGUGCCUGAGUCUACCAGGCCACUCUUAAGGCAGAUUGAAGCCAUGAAGGAAGCAACAGCUAGACAGGCUGAAGCUUGGUCUGGUGUAGAGAAAAGCCUAAGAGAUCGUCUGCAGGAGUCAGAGAUUAAAGCUGCAACAGCUGAAGAAAGGGAGCGUUCUAUGAGUGAACGCCUUUCGCAGACGUUAUCCCGCAUGGCUGUCUUAGAGGCACAGGUUUCAUGUCUUAGAACUGAGCAAACACAGUUGACCCGAUCACUAGAGAAAGAAAGGCAGAGAGCAUCUGAAAACAGGCAGGAAUACCUAGCAUUACAGGAAGCUGCUGCCACUCAUGAAGGCCGUGCCAAGCAGCUUGAAGAUGAAAUAAAGGAGCUCCGAAGUAAACAUAAACGACAAAUGCUUGAAGAAGCUGAGCAUAGAGGACUUUUGGAGCAGGAGCUUGAACGAGAAAGGGCUGCUAAGCUAGAGCUGGAGAGGUUUUCUCAUUUAAAGAUAUCUGUUCCAGCUGAACAAACUCCGAUACCCAAGCAUCUAAGUGCCCCUUAUUAUGAUAAUGGGAUGGAUAUAUCCCUCCGGAAACAUUCAAGUGCUGGAAGCCUAAGGAACAUGGAGGAAAGUUUUUACCUUCAGGCAUCUUUGGAUUCAUCUGAUAGUGCCACACCAGAAAUAAAAACCCUGGCAGAUGCAGCUAUGUCACCAUAUUCUGGAAAAAGCAUGACACCAAGUGCCAUGGCACAUAUUGAAUCUACACUGCGACUGAAGGAUGGUGAACUUUCCUCUUAUAUGUCACGCUUGGCAUCUUUGGAAUCUAUCCGUGACUCCCUUGCUGAAGAGCUGGUGAAAAUGACUUCCCAGUGUGAAAAAUUGCGUACAGAAGUUGCUGUACUUCCCAGCUUAAAGGCAGAGCUUGAGGCAUUGAGACGGAGGCAUUCUGCAGCACUGGAGCUUAUGGGUGAACGUGAUGAAGAGUUGGAGGAACUUCGUGCUGACAUUUAUGACUUGAAAGAAAUGUACAGGGAGCAAGUCGACCUUCUUGUAAACAAGAUUCAGACACUGAGUUCCUCCUUUGGUGCCAGUUAGCCAGCUGCUAAUGCAUUUUAUGCAUCAAUUAAAGGUUUCAUGUGCAAUACGAGGUGACUGUUUGAUUUGUACGCCUCUUUUCUUUCUCGUGUUACUUGAGUUUCGUCUUCAGCAGUGGCGUUGCCUGCUGGUCGUCCUGGAAAAAUUUGUAAGAUCUCCUGAUUUCAUAUUGUAGCAUUUCAAUUUUUUGAAUUUUGUAUAAAGUAACUGGAAAAAUUUGCCAUAUCAAGCUGAAAUAUUUUCACCGGGGGCAUGUUACCCGGAAUAUAGCACAUAGCAUAUUGACAACA